This is a messenger RNA of Harmonia axyridis, 1986 nucleotides long. RefSeq names its product zinc finger protein 711-like. The coding region runs from base 111 to 1538 and encodes 475 amino acids. Gene Ontology annotation, cellular component: nucleus. Gene Ontology annotation, biological process: regulation of gene expression. The record is from RefSeq and is a predicted model, not a curated record. The transcript has 2 exons. NCBI's taxonomy places the organism in Eukaryota, Metazoa, Arthropoda, Insecta, Coleoptera, Coccinellidae.
UGUUCAAGUUUUUAUUUCACUAUCUUUUUUAAACGUUUCAAAUUAAUGUUUUAGGAUUUCUUUGGAAUCGACGUAAAUUCAAGGACUAUUAUCAUAUAUACUGAUCCAAAAUGAAAGAGGAGGCAAGUGGAAUAGAUGAAAUUAUUGAAUAUUCAGAAUUCAAAGAAAACAUCAAGAAUUAUGUAGAAAAAAUAGAAGAUUUUGAUAUAUCGGAACAAUUUAUCGAUGAGAAUGGAGUUCAUGAGAGGACAGUAUACUUGGAAAAUAUUGAAAAUGAAUCCAGACAUCCAUCCACGCACAAUGGUUUUCAUGAUGAUGUUUUGAAAACAAAAGAAAUAAAUAAAAAAUCUUUCAAUUCCAAUAUGAAGAAACAUAAGUGUCACCUGUGUGAUUAUGCUUCAAUUAAGAAAAUUAAUCUCAAAUAUCAUAUAGAAUCAGUUCAUUUGAAAUUGAAGAAACAUAAGUGUCACCUGUGUGAUUAUGCUGUGAAUCAGAAACACAUUCUCAAUGAUCAUAUAGACUCAGUUCAUUUGAAAUUGAAGAAACAUAAAUGUCACCUGUGUGAUUAUGCUCCAACUAAGAAAAAUAAUCUCAAAUAUCAUAUAGAAUCGGUUCAUUUUAAAUUGAAGAAACAUAAGUGUCAUAUGUGUGAUUAUGCUGUAAAUCAUAAAAACACACUCAAAUAUCAUAUAGAAUCAGUUCAUUCGAAUUCUAAAGAACAUAAGUGCCACCUGUGUGAUUAUGCUGCAAAUCGGAAAAUGGAUCUCAAGAAACAUUUUGAUUUGGUUCAUUUGGAAUUGAGGAAGCAUAAGUGUCACCUGUGUGAUUAUGCUGCAAAUCGGAAAGAUUAUCUCAAGAUACAUAUAGAAUCAGUUCAUUUGAAUUUGAAAAAACAUAAAUGUCACCUGUGUGAUUAUGCUGCGAAUUGGAAAAGGCAUAUUGAGAGACAUUUAGAUUCAGUUCACUCAAAUUUGAAGAAACAUAAGUGUCACCUAUGUGAUUAUGCUGCAAAUCGGAUAGACCAACUCAAACAACAUAUAGAAUCAGUACAUUUGGAAUUGAAGGAAUAUAAAUGUCAUAUGUGUGUUUAUGCUACAAGUGUGAAAGCUACUCUCAAAGGACAUAUAGAAUCAGUUCAUUUGAAAUUGAAGGAGCAUAAAUGUCACCUGUGUGAUUAUGCUGCAAAUCGAAAAACUAGUCUCAAACGACAUAUAGAAUCAGUUCAUUUAAAAUUGAAAGAGCAUAAGUGUCACAUAUGUGAUUAUGCUACAAGUUUGAAAACAAAUCUUAAAAAACAUAUAGAUGCUAUUCAUUUGAAAUUGAAGAGACAUAAGUGCCACCUGUGUGAUUUUGCCGCAAAUCUGAGAACGGGUCUUAAAAAGCAUAUAGAUGCUAUUCACUUAAAUUUGAAGGGACAUAAGUGUCACCUGUGUGAUUAUGCAACAAAUUAUAAGGAUUUAAUCAAACAACAUAUAGAAACAGUUCAUCUAAAAUCAAAGGAACUGCAACUCAAAAAACUAAUCUCAAACGACAUAUAGAAUCAGUUCAUGUGAAAUUGAAGGAACAUAAAUGUCAUAUGUGUAAUUAUGCUGCAAAUAGAAAAACGGAUCUUAAAAAGCAUAUAGACUUUGUUCAUUCAAAUUUGUAUGAAACAUAAGUGUUAACUAUGCGAUUAUGCAACAAAUUUGAAAAGGAAUUUCAAGCAACAUAUACAUCCAGUUCAUUCAAAAUCAAAGAAGAAUAAGUGACACCUGUGUAAUUAUGCAAUUUUUAGGACUACACAGAAUGACCACCAAGUAUCUAUACAUGUAACAUUUAUUCUGUUACCAAUGAUAUUUGCAAAAUUUGGACAAUAAAUAAUUUUUUUUAAUCAAAUUUUAAGUCAUUUUAUUAUGCAUAUAGGGAUUUUAUUUAUUUUCAGAUCUUGUUCAGAUUUUAUCUGAAACAUACAUAACCAAUUUUUUUAUUAAAUAUUUUUCUACACCA